AUGUCUUCUCGCGCUUCUGCCAAAUCACCCACUCCAGGAUCCUCAUCCUCUUCGCGCAACCAGCCUCAGAGCCUCGCACAGGAGCCUGCUAAUACUGAGGACUUCGACAUGCCGGACCUUAAGUACGACUCCGAUGGAGAUAGCUCUUUUACCAAGGAAAGCUACGAUAAGCUCCGACGCAUAAUCCAGAAACAAGAAGCCGAGACAAAAGACAUGCAGAAAAUCGAACUCCAGGGGGAAAUCACCACCCUCCGGGCCGCCGCUAACAUCGUCACCACGCCCGUCUACGGAGGACGACAAAAGCUCAAGCUCAGUGCGCCUGUCACCUACGACGGAACCCCCGGGACCCUUCAAAGGAUUCCUAAUUCAGUAGUACACGCAGCUACCUACCUCCGAGGAAAGGCCCUCAAGUGGUUUAAACUAAUCCAGGAAGAAUACCUUAAAUGCAAGACCCUCGACGAGUGUACUACCGAGACCCGCGACAUCUACGCCAAUUUUAAAGGAUUCGAGGAUACGCUCAGGUCACUCUUCCAAGACCCCGACGAAAAGCGACAAGCCGAACGAGAUCUAGCAUAA
Molecule: messenger RNA, 576 nt
Organism: Colletotrichum truncatum
Lineage: Eukaryota; Fungi; Ascomycota; Sordariomycetes; Glomerellales; Glomerellaceae
Source: RefSeq, a predicted model, not a curated record